UCCACAAUUUCAGCCUUCUUCAGUUUUUCGAUUUUCUCGACGUCCAAACACCCGAUUAAGCCAACAACUAGAAUGGCAUUCCGAUUGAGCAAUAACCUAAUCGGAAUCCUCAACAUCAUAACGAUCUUGCUCUCGAUACCGAUCAUCAUUGCCGGGGCCUGGCUUAGAAACAACGGCUCGACGGAAUGCGCGCGCUUUCUCGACGCUCCGGUCAUAGCUGUCGGUGUCUUUCUGAUGCUCGUCUCUCUGGCUGGCUUGUUCGGUGCGUGCUGUCGCGUGAACUGGUUGCUCUGGCUGUACCUUGUUAUCAUGUUUCUCCUCAUCGUCAUCGGCCUCGGUUUCACGAUUUUCGCAUUUGUGGUGACCAAUGAAGGAGCCGGAAAGGCGCUGUCCGGAAAAGGGUAUAAGGAGUACCGGCUAGGGGAUUAUUCCAACUGGUUGCAGAAGAGAGUCAACAAUGGUAAGAAUUGGAAUAAAAUCAAGAGUUGCUUGUUCGUCAGCGGGGUUUGCUACACUUUUAGAGACAAGUUUCUCCAUGAUAGCACCCAGAAAUUCUACCAGGAGCAUCUCACUGCCAUUCAGUCUGGUUGCUGCAAACCAUCAAAUGACUGUGGAUUCACCUAUGUCGGCCCAACUAACUGGACCAAGACUAAUACGGACUACACCAACCCUGAUUGUGAUGCCUGGGAUAAUAAUCCAAUUGACUUGUGCUUCAAUUGCAAUUCGUGCAAGGCUGGUCUGCUAGACAACAUCAAGGGUCAGUGGAAGAAAGUUGCCAUUGUCUGCAUUGUGUUCCUCAUUUUCCUCAUUUCUACCUAUACCAUUGGCUGCUGUGCAUUCAGAAACAACAGGAGAGACAAACAUGACUAUGGAUGGAAGGAUUGAACCAGAUAUUUUCAGAUCAGAACAGAUAUAUCAGCAUGUAGGCAUGGUUGGGCUUCCUUACCUGGAUGUUUUACAUUUUAGAACAUAUUUGUUUUGUAUGUGACCAUUUCAUUUGGUUUGCUGGUAGUAUAUUAUCUGAGAACAAAUCAACAUAUGGACGUUGCGCAAGUGGGAAGCAAAAAUGUGAAAGUUAAAGGACAUCUUAAGCCGCCUUUGAGACUGGUAGAGAUGAAAAGUAGGUUCCUCAUUUCACCCACAGACAUCUCAAUUAUUGCAAUCAAGUUUUUAUUGAGCA
Rubroshorea leprosula is the source of this 1180-nucleotide messenger RNA. The record is from the annotation of a GenBank genome assembly. Lineage: Eukaryota; Viridiplantae; Streptophyta; Magnoliopsida; Malvales; Dipterocarpaceae.